UGGGGUCCUGGGAAAUCUCGUCUCCUCCUCCGUUUCCCGCCUUCUUUCCCUUUGCAGACGCUAGCGGCCUCUAGCUGUGCAGGGCCUUGGCGUUUUUCUCGGCCCCUGCUCCUCUUCCGCGUCCGAAGCAGGCUGGGAAGACCUCCGGCCUCUUCUUCUCUCCUUAUGCGUGUUCUUCUGGGGAUUCCUGUGGAAGGGGGUGGGGACGGAGUGUUAAAAGUGUAAAGGUUUCAGACAGAUAAUCCAGCAUCAAUGCAGCCAAACAGGAGGCGCAAAAUAGAAUGGGACAGCUCAUCUGUUAACUCACCCACCAAAUAUUUCAGGCUCACCAAAGAAGAACUCCCUGUUCCUUCCCCUAGCAGCAGCUUGGCCAACAAGAGAACUGUGUUCAGAAAGACUCAGAUCUCGCACUCUCCAGAGUUGUCUUAUAAAGAGUUUUCAAGAACUUCAUUUGCAGCAGAAGAAUCUUCCUCUGAUGAUUUUGAAACGGAUGAUGAAAUUGACAAUGUGGUUAAGGAGACCCAGUGCCGUUCUUCUUUCAGAGGAGUGCAUCUUGUAAACCGUUCUGUUUGUGAAAUGUCCAAGAGAAGCGUGGUUUCCUCUCAGGAAUCCUUGAAACAUGAGGUUAAACAAGAUGCUUGCAGUGAUGCAGGCCAGAACCUUGCACGCAACACCGAAAGCAAAGACAUAUCAAAGGAUAUAGGGGCUGAAUGUGGCCGUAAGAAAGUGGAGAACCGGGGAGCUGCAUUAAUUUACCGAAAAGCUCUGCUAGGUGCAUUAGGGAAAGCAUUUCCAGCCAAACGAGAUGCUUCAUCUCCAAACGGAAUUCAUGUGAAUAGCCUUCAUCGCAGAAAAGAAGCUUCUGGACCAAGAGACAACUUGAGACAUCAUUCUGCAGGGGAAGAUGAUCCCAGUUGUAGGAAAACUACACAAAAAGAACAAAUUAAUAUCUGUGUUCAGCAGGAUAAAAAAGAUUCUCAUGGGUCAGAUGGUAGCUCAAGACGUGUAUCUGUAGUUUCAAGAUCAGAAAGAGAAGAGGAAUUUAAACUGGGAUCCAGUUUUCAGAAACCCGGUGUAAAUGAAGAAAAUAGUUCAAACUGCAGUGGAAAAGAGGAUGUCAGACCAGGAUGCAGCUCAAGGCCUGCCUCUGGAACAUUGAGACUUGAAGAUGAACCAGACCUUACGCAAGAACCGAAAAACCGGAGUAGUCCUGCAAGAGAGGACAUUAAUACCUCUGUUGGGCAGAAUAAAAAAAAACUUCGUAGAUUCAGCAGCAGUUCUGGAGAUGUGGCUAACUUUUCAAGACUUGAAGGGGAACAAAAACAUAAACAAACAUCAACCAAACAGCAAAGUAAAAUUGAUGGAGAAACUGAUUGCACCAGCCUGGGUAAAAAAGAAUCAUGGACACCUGAAAACAACUCAAGGCACGUCUCUGAAGGUGCAAGACAUGAAGGCAAAGAAGUAUUCAGGCCUGGCAGCAGCAAUCAGAAAAGUGCUUCGAAAGAAUCUGCUGCUCUCACAAAGCAAAAAAAUGUGACAAAAGAACAGUGUACUGCCCCCAGCUUGGUUGACAUAAACAGUGAAACUAAAAUGCAGUUUGAGAAUUUCCAGAGGACAGUUCUGGUUCAACCUUCUUCAAAACUUGUAUUUAUGGAUGAACAUGAUUCAGAAGUAGACCAAAAGCAUAAAGAGCAAGAAAAAGAGCCUUCAGAGGGAAGUAGCUGGACUGAUAUGGAGGAUGCGGAACCAUUAGCUAUUUUCUCGCAAGAGGAUUCUAUCCAGAAUCAUAAUACUUCUGAAACAAAAGACACUUCAGCAUCUGCCACAGAAUUCGUAAUGUAUCCUCCUCACCUGUACAGUCAUAAGAUGAAAGACUAUGCAAAAUAUUGGACAAAGCCCACCAAGCCAGAACACUGUAGUCCUUUUUCAAGCCCCUGUGAAGAUACUUCAUUUGAUUCUUCAUAUUCUAGUCAGAUCUGUAACAUUUCUUUUGAUACCUCAGUUGAUAUUUCAUCAAAUACCUCACAGGAUAAAGAAUCUUCAUUGGAAGAGGUGCAUGGUAGGCCAUGGUCACUUGGUUCUUCGCUGGUCUUUGAGAAGAAACAUAGACGGCGGAGUAUGGAAGUGGGACCAUCCAUUCCUAUUUUCUCCACACCAAGCAAAUUGGACUCAUCUCUUACUAACCGUGUACACCACAAUUUGCCUGACAACUUACCCAGAUAUUUAAAAGAUGGAUUUAUUGACACUCACUGCCAUCUGGACAUGCUAUAUUCAAAAAUGGCUUUUAGGGGCACCUUUUCUAAAUUUAGAAAUAAUUAUGAGACCACCUUUCCUGAAGAAUUUGAAGGCUGUAUAGCUGACUUUUGUGAUCCUCGUACCUUGAAAGACUCCUUAUGGGAAGAUUUAUUAAAGGAAGACAUGGUUUGGGGGGCUUUUGGCUGUCAUCCACACUUUGCACGCUACUACUCAGAUCUUCAUGAAAGAAAUCUCUUGCAGGCAAUGAGGCACCCCAAAGCUAUUGCCUUUGGAGAAAUGGGACUGGAUUACUCUUAUAAAUGUAAUACUGCAGUCCCAACACAACACAAGGUGUUUGAAAGGCAGCUGAAUCUAGCUGUAUCCUUAAGAAAGCCGUUGGUAAUUCAUUGCAGAGAUGCUGAUGAUGAUCUGCUGAAUAUUAUGAAAAAAUGUGUACCAAAAGACUACAAAAUACACAGGCAUUGCUUUACUGGUAGAUACAAUGUAAUAGAACCAUUACUGGACUACUUUCCAAACCUGACUGUUGGAUUCACUGCAUUGCUGACCUAUCCAUCAGCAAAUGAGGCUAGAGAAGCUGUUAAAAAAAUUCCUAUAAGCAGAAUAGUAGUAGAAACAGAUGCGCCUUAUUUCCUUCCUAGACAGGUACCAAAAAGCCUGUGUCAGUAUUCACACCCAGGAGUUGCUCUGCACACAGUGAGAGAACUUGCCCGCCUCAAGGAAGUGUCAUUAUCCAUUAUGUUGGCUGCUCUAAGACGAAACACCAAAAAAAUAUAUGACUUAUAGGAAGGUGCAAGAAAGCAUGGGAAAGAGCUGCUGCUUGAAUGCUGGUUUGAUGCAACAGAGUAUCUUCAAGUGAUUAUUCUGUAAUGCAGAUGGAUAUUUGCGGUUCAGCAAUGCUGUGGAUAAGCCUAGGUCUACUGAGAUUUCUGAAAGAAGCCAGGCAUCAAGUGCUUAGAAGAAAAAGGUUACAUCUUGAUCUUGUUUGUUGUCUUAAGGUGCCUUAUUAUUGAUGUUAGUCAGAGUGACUUUCCUUUUAAUUUACCCAUCCUUUGGAGGCAACAAAGAACACAGUAUUGGCUUUUUAAUUUUUGUUUCAAUUUUAUAAUGGAAUGUUUUAUAAGGUCAUCCUCCAUUACAUUGGACAAACCCAGGGAUGGUUGAUGUAGAGAGUAGAUAGAGGCUUAGCCUCUUCACAAGGAAACGGUGCUUUUAAAUAAUAAAGGCCAUAUUGGAGUGUUUCUCUUAGAACAGGCUACCAGGUCAUUGCCAUAGCGUGCCUCCUUUGUUGUUUGCCAGUUAAACACUUUUUCACCUGCUAGUGUGUGUGCAGCAAUACCUUUAGUGGAGAAAUGAAGUGCAUUUCCUGUGUAUGAUAGCUGAAAUUCUUUACAUCUGUGUACGCCCAAUGGAUCUUCUCAAACACUGAUUGAAAACUAUGGAAAAUUCACUUUUAAAGAGAACUGAGACUGUGGAUACUGUUUAAGGAGCUAAUGGUGGAAGACACUGUGACGGGAAAGUAUGGAAUACAUAAGUGAAAAUAGAAAUCGCAAGAUUUUUCUGUAAAACCAUGUCUAAAAUUUUAGUUUAUUUUAAUUAGACUAGUUUUUAACCUCUUCACUUGAGUUAUUUGAUAAGGGAAAAUAAUUCCUUUUUUAUAUAAUUGAUUUUAAAUAUUAUUUGGACUUUAAAGAGUUGAUUUGUAAAUGUAUUUUUAUAUAAAUAUUGGUACACUUAGUUUAUAUAAAUGACUCCUGUCAGUGAGCAACUAACUAAAACCUUUAGUCAUUAACAUUGAAAACAAGUGAUGUUCUCCAUUUUUCUGUUGCCUUCAGUCCAGAAAUUCCACGUUAUAUGCAAAAGUUCUUCCUGUAAGUACGUUUAUUCCCAUUGUUAAAAGUAUUUUCCAGUGUUUGUGGAAAUGGAAUUAGCAAUUUAAGUAAUCUUUUUUCUUUGUGUAUAUGCAGGAAUGACAAUAAAACUGCUCUCUAUGUUUAGGCAUA
Heteronotia binoei (common prickly gecko) is the source of this 4256-nucleotide messenger RNA. It is a transcript of the gene TATDN2, whose product is annotated as TatD DNase domain containing 2. The transcript has 7 exons. Bases 253 to 3039 code for a protein of 928 amino acids. The record is from RefSeq and is a predicted model, not a curated record. NCBI's taxonomy places the organism in Eukaryota, Metazoa, Chordata, Lepidosauria, Squamata, Gekkonidae. Gene Ontology annotation, molecular function: hydrolase activity, acting on ester bonds.